Molecule: messenger RNA, 2945 nt
Organism: Harpia harpyja (harpy eagle)
Lineage: Eukaryota; Metazoa; Chordata; Aves; Accipitriformes; Accipitridae
Gene: CNOT9
Product: CCR4-NOT transcription complex subunit 9
Exons: 8
Coding region: 317-1435 (372 amino acids)
Biological process (GO): mRNA catabolic process; negative regulation of translation
Cellular component (GO): CCR4-NOT core complex; P-body; CCR4-NOT complex
Source: RefSeq, a predicted model, not a curated record
CCCCCCCCCCCGGGACUCCUCUGAGCCUCCCCGAGGCGGCCGUGUCUUGCUCUGCUGCUCGUGGGGACGGGGUGGCUCGCCCAGGGGCUAGGAGGGCUUCCCUGCUGGGUGCCCCGGCUGCGCUCCUUCAGCCCGGUGUGUACCACCUCGGGUUUUUCCUCCUUCCCUCCUCUUGCCCCCUGCGCUCCCUCCCCCGUGCUGCGCCCGGACGCCUCCUGAAUGCCCGGCCACCUCCUCUGUCCUCUGGGGAGCUCUUCUGCUUCUGGUCUCAACUGCAGAGGGAAAGAGGAGAUAGCGAAAAGCUCCUCAGGGUGGCAUGCAAGCAGGAGGAAAAGCAGAGACUGCCUGUUGCUUCUUCCUUUUUCCCCAACACCUUGCAGUGCUGUCCGUAGUUGCUGCUUGCCCUCCUCCCCUCGGGAAGCUGCCGUGGUGGGAUGAGGUGCCUGAUGUUCAGGCUGGUGGGAGAGGAGUGGUACCUUGGCCUGGUUGGGUUCAAAAACAGAAGCUGAGUUUGAACGAUGUGGUUACUGCAUCUUAUCUCCCAUCUGAGCGGCCUGUGCCAACAGCGCUGGCUCAGGUUGACCGCGAAAAGAUCUACCAGUGGAUCAAUGAGCUGUCCAGCCCUGAGACACGGGAGAAUGCGCUGCUGGAGCUGAGCAAGAAGCGUGAGUCUGUGCCUGACCUUGCCCCGAUGCUGUGGCACUCGUUUGGCACGAUUGCAGCACUCCUUCAGGAAAUUGUAAAUAUUUAUCCAUCAAUCAACCCUCCGACUUUGACAGCCCAUCAGUCCAACAGAGUCUGCAAUGCUUUAGCUCUACUACAGUGUGUUGCAUCGCAUCCUGAAACGAGGUCAGCUUUUCUGGCAGCUCAUAUCCCUCUCUUCCUGUACCCCUUCUUGCACACAGUUAGCAAGACACGUCCAUUUGAGUACCUGCGGCUCACGAGCCUCGGAGUGAUUGGGGCCUUGGUGAAAACUGAUGAGCAAGAAGUGAUAAAUUUCUUACUGACAACAGAAAUUAUCCCCCUGUGCUUACGCAUUAUGGAGUCUGGCAGUGAACUCUCCAAAACGGUUGCUACAUUUAUUCUUCAGAAAAUCCUCCUGGAUGACACAGGGUUGGCAUAUAUCUGUCAGACUUACGAGCGGUUUUCCCAUGUUGCCAUGAUACUGGGUAAAAUGGUCCUGCAGCUCUCCAAGGAGCCGUCGGCACGGCUACUGAAACAUGUCGUCCGCUGCUACCUUCGCCUUUCCGAUAACCCCAGAUGUAGGGCACGUGAAGCUCUCAGGCAGUGCCUUCCUGACCAACUGAAGGACACCACCUUUGCCCAGGUCCUGAAGGAUGACACCACCACAAAGCGCUGGCUGGCUCAGCUUGUCAAGAACCUGCAAGAGGGUCAAGUCACUGACCCACGGGGCAUCCCUCUUCCUCCGCAAUGACUGCUGGGGGAGGUGGGAGACUGGGGAAGAAACAGCUCAGGUUUACAAAGAACCAGGAACAGGUGACCUCUGCAACAAACUGGGCACACCAGCUGGCUGCCAGCUUGUCGGACCACCCCACCCAGCCAAAGGGCUGCUCUGUAGCAAUGCAGCAUGCCUCCGGGGAUCGCAACACCAGCAAAUGCUGAUACUACAGCUUAAAAAAAAAAAAAAAUCAAUAAAAACAAUCUGUAAAGAUCCCCAUCUCUCCAGGAGACUUGGCUGGCAUCUCUCCCCCAACUGCCAGGCAGGGGGUGUAGUGCAGAUGUCUGCUCUUCCAGCUAGCUCAGCCUCUGCCCAAGCGGUGUGUGACAUGGGGUGUGCAUGCCACAUCCCUCCGGUUCCUUGUCACUUCUUGUUUACAUGUCUGUUUAGAUGAGUGAGCUGAAUAAAAGCUGAUCCAGUUGUUUUAUCCCCUCUUAAGACUGCUACUCAGCUGCAGGUAGCCCAGGGACAGCUUUCUUCCCUGCCAGCACUUCCUUGCUCCUGGCUCUGCAUCUGGCUGGUGCAGCGAGCUUCUCUCUUCCUUUCCUUUGGCACAGAGGCAGUGGCUGGAGCCGGGCCACUGCGGUGCUUGCCCCAGGAGGAGGGGUGGAUUACUUGUGAUGAACCCGCACGUCAUAAGCUUGCUUCCCAGGGCUCUUGGGGGAGGAGAAGACAGCAGGACUGUGGCUCUUGUGCUGUAAAUAGUGCACUCCUGCAGCUAACCAGCGGCUGGGGGCUGAUGCGUGCUGGUCUCUCAUCUAGCCCAGCUCUUGCCCAGCGGGGCUGGCUUGUCAAAUGGAGCUCAGCAUUAGGAAACCUGCCUUGUGGUGGUGGGCAGGCCACCGACCGAUGAUCCCCUGCCACAGGACAGCUGGGAGCAACAUCCUGCGGGCUCCAGGUAUGUCGGCUUCCAUGCCUGCCGCUGCCUGCCAGGCGUCUCUCAGUCCUGGCCCCCUUCCCUUUCCUCCCUCCAGCUCAUCUCUGCCAGCCGGGUGCAUCCAUUUCAGCUUUCAAACCAGCCUUGGCAUCUGCCUUGGCCCCACCGUAAUUAAACUGGACCAGCAGCCGCUUACCUGCCUUCCCUGCGCCGAGGGGUUAGUGUGGCCACGGCAGGCUCUUGGAAGCAGCUGAGGAGCUCCUCUGCUCUGCUGCAGCGGAGCCUGCUCUUGGCUGCAGGCAAGCCUGGGCAGCUACUUGAUUUCUCCCCCCUCCUCGAGGAGCCUAUUUUGCUGAUCAUCUGCAGUGUCGUGCCAACAGUGUCUUAAAUCCCAUCUCGUUUCCCUUCCCUCCUCUCCUCACAGCCUUGCGUAACAAGGGCAGAGCAUGGCCUCUUCCUUGCCCCCGGGGUUCUGUUUUGUAACUAUCACCUUCUUUUCCUUCCCCUCCACCCUGACCUUGACAGGGUGUGAAAAUGCUUCUGUUUGGUUUGGUUUCUUUUUUUUUUUGUAAGUUCGGAUUAAUAAAUAAUAAAACCCCAGCGCCAGCA